AUGACAAGAUCCUUCAGCGUCGAGAACAUCCCGCAGCUGCCUCCAGACCCAUUGUUUGGUCUCAAGGCCAGAUACAGCGAGGACCCGCGUCCCAACAAGGUCGAUCUUGGAAUCGGUGCAUACAGAGACAACGACGGCAAGCCGUGGAUUUUGCCCUCUGUCAGGCUCGCCGAGAACCUGUUGCAGAACUCCAAGGAGUACAACCACGAGUAUCUGGCGAUUUCCGGCUACAAGGCGUUCACCGACGCCGCUGCCCGGAUCAUCCUUGGUCAGCAGUCCAGGGCCAUUGCCGAGGGCAGACUCGUGUCUAUCCAGACGCUUUCCGGCACUGGUGCAUUGCACGUGGCGGGUAAGUUCUUGAAAGACUUCUACGUGUCCAACGCCACCAGAGACCCUCCUGUCAUUUACCUCUCGAAGCCUACGUGGGCCAACCAUGUACAGAUUUUUGAGUACCUUGGCCUCAAGACGGCCUCGUACCCCUACUGGAACAACGAGACCAAGUCGCUGGACCUGGACGGCUUUGUGAAGGCCAUAGAACAGGCUCCCGAGGGCUCUGUGUUCCUGCUGCACGCCACCGCGCACAACCCGACCGGGCUCGACCCCAAACCGGACCAGUGGCUCAAGAUCCUACAGGCCAUCGAAAAAGGCAAACAUCUGGCUCUGUUCGACUCGGCGUACCAGGGCUUCUCGUCCGGGUCGCUCGAUAAAGACGCGUGGGCCGUGCGCGAGGCCGUCGACAAGAACUACAGCUUCCCGAUCAUUGUGUGCCAGUCGUUUGCCAAGAACGCAGGAAUGUACGGCGAAAGAGUCGGCGCCGUGCACGUGGUGCUGCCAAACCACGACACAGCGCUCAACAAGGCGGUUCUCUCGCAACUGUCCAAGAUCAUCCGCGCAGAAAUCUCCAACCCGCCAGCGUACGGAGCCAAGAUCGUUUCUCUCAUCCUCAACACGCCCGAGCUCAUGAAACAAUGGGAGGACGACCUCGUGACCAUGAGCUCGCGGAUCUCCAAGAUGCGCCAGACCCUCACUGCCGAGCUCGAGAAGCUGGGCACCCCGGGCUCCUGGAAGCACAUUGUCGAGCAACAGGGCAUGUUCUCCUUUACCGGCUUGACGCCGGCCCAGGUCGAGAGACUGGAAAAGGAGCACGGCGUGUACCUGGUCAGCUCUGGCAGAGCCAGCAUCGCCGGUCUGAACGAGGGCAACGUCAAGCAUGUGGCCAAAUGUAUCGACCAGGUGGUGAGAACUGUGUAG
This is a messenger RNA of Ogataea angusta, 1251 nucleotides long. RefSeq lists its product as uncharacterized. The record is from RefSeq and is a predicted model, not a curated record. NCBI's taxonomy places the organism in Eukaryota, Fungi, Ascomycota, Pichiomycetes, Pichiales, Pichiaceae. Gene Ontology annotation, cellular component: cytosol. Gene Ontology annotation, molecular function: pyridoxal phosphate binding; L-aspartate:2-oxoglutarate transaminase activity. Gene Ontology annotation, biological process: L-aspartate biosynthetic process. The transcript has a single exon. Bases 1 to 1251 code for a protein of 416 amino acids.